AUGUGCGAUAGAGUUGAUAGGCAUGUAUUGAGGAAAUAUGAAUUGGUCAAAAAAUUGGGAAAAGGCGCAUAUGGUAUAGUUUGGAAAUCUAUUGAUCGUAGGACUGGAGAAGUUGUCGCUGUUAAAAAAAUUUUUGAUGCAUUUCAGAAUUCUACAGAUGCUCAAAGAACGUUUAGAGAGAUUAUGAUAUUAACAGAACUAUCUGGCCAUGAAAAUAUUGUAAACCUAUUAAACGUCAUGAGAGCAGACAAUGACAGAGAUGUAUAUCUGGUCUUUGACUAUAUGGAAACAGAUUUACAUGCAGUAAUUAGAGCAAAUAUUUUGGAGCCAGUUCAUAAACAAUAUGUAGUUUAUCAACUUAUUAAGGUAAUUAAGUACUUACAUAGCGGUGGGCUAUUGCACCGUGAUAUGAAACCAUCAAACAUUCUCCUUAAUGCUGAAUGCCAUGUAAAGGUAGCAGACUUUGGAUUAUCUAGGAGCUUUAUUAAUACAAGACGUAUUACAAAUAAUAUACCAUCUAGUAACAAUGAUAAAAUGGAGAAUUCUGAUGAUGGCCAACCUAUUCUUACGGAUUAUGUUGCUACUAGAUGGUAUAGAGCUCCAGAAAUACUUUUAGGAUCAACAAAAUAUACAAAAGGGAUUGAUAUGUGGUCCUUAGGUUGUAUUUUGGGAGAGAUACUCUGUGGGAAGCCAAUUUUCCCAGGUUCAUCAACAAUGAAUCAACUAGAAAGAAUCAUAAGCGUCAUAGAUUUUCCUUCCAGUGAAGAUGUCGAAUCAAUCCAAUCACCUUUUGCUCUUACAAUGAUCGAGUCAUUAAAAGAAAAGGUUGAGAUAAACCAGCCAAAUAAAAAGGAUAUAUUUUUUAAGUGGAAAAACUUACUAUUAAAAAUAAACCCAAAAGCCGAUUGCAACGAACAAGCAUUAGAUUUAUUAGAUAAAUUACUACAAUUUAAUCCAAAUAAGAGAAUUUCUGCAAUUGAUGCAUUAAAACACCCGUUUGUUUCUAUAUUUCACAAUCCAAAUGAAGAACCAAACUGUGAUCAUAUAAUUACUAUACCAAUCAAUGACAACGUUAAACAAUCAAUUGACGACUACAGGAAUUUAGUGUAUUCAGAAAUAUCAAGGCGUAAACGAGGGUUAAUUAGUAACAAAUUCCAGCAUGCUCAAAAUCCAGACAAUACUAAAAUGAAUAGUUUUAAAGAUAAUAAAAGCUCUGGAAUUGCUGAAUUCACUUCGCCGGAGGCUAAUUCCAACAAUAUUAAAAGUAAAUCCAAUGAAACAAUCUAUAGCAGGUUCCAAAGUGAGCUACAAUUCAACAAAAGUUCUAUUAAUAAAUACCCAACAGUGGAUAAUACGAAGAAAGGAGGGCUACUAGGAAACUUUUUUUCACAAGUAUAUAAUACUCUUGUUUCAGGCUCAAACAAUAAUAAGACAAUUGCCUUCGGCAACAAUCCAACCAUUUCUAAUUAUUCCAAUGGGAAGGUUGAUGAAAAGCACAUAAGACAAAUGAGGUCCGCAACUUCUUAUUACUCUAGUUCGAUAAACAACUCAUUAAAGAAAGCGGGCCAUAUAGGAAAUCAUACGAACUCUGCAAAUGAUAAUGCAGCAAAAUUAACGGAUAGUGGUAUUAAAAACUCAAAGUAUAUACCAACAGGUGCAGUAAUAAAGAAUAGUGUUAACUCCGCAUUUUCGGUAAGUACAAAUUGCGGUGGAAACUCUCAUGUUUAUUAUCCAAGAGCAUAUAUGUACAACAAUAUAAAACAAAAUUUACAAGAUUACUCUUUGAUCAAGAACCCAGAAUCAAGUAAUACGGUAUCAGGAAAAAACACUUCCAGUCCAAAUGACAUGAAUAAUCUUCCGGAAUCUUUAAACAAAUUUAAAAUGAAUUGCCAUGGCUCCAAUCAGUUAAACAUGAUUAAUCUACAGAUGCAACCAAAUCGGAGCAAUACAAGCAAAAUAACAUAUUAUAAUGAACCCUUAAUUGAACCAAAUUCAAAAUCAAACAAUAUAGCCGCUAGAAAAAGUAAUUCACUGUCUGGGACUGGAGUGAACACAUAUCAUCAUCUUCCAUUUCAUACAUCACAGUCUAACAAAAGUACAAACAAGAAUUAUUUAUAUAAAUAUUAG
Molecule: messenger RNA, 2127 nt
Organism: Cryptosporidium ubiquitum
Lineage: Eukaryota; Apicomplexa; Conoidasida; Eucoccidiorida; Cryptosporidiidae
Product: mitogen-activated protein kinase
Exons: 1
Coding region: 1-2127 (708 amino acids)
Biological process (GO): protein phosphorylation; intracellular signal transduction
Cellular component (GO): cytoplasm; nucleus
Molecular function (GO): MAP kinase activity; ATP binding
Source: RefSeq, a predicted model, not a curated record